Molecule: messenger RNA, 1543 nt
Organism: Symsagittifera roscoffensis
Lineage: Eukaryota; Metazoa; Xenacoelomorpha; Acoela; Convolutidae
Product: general transcription factor IIE subunit 1-like
Exons: 6
Coding region: 2-1450 (482 amino acids)
Biological process (GO): transcription open complex formation at RNA polymerase II promoter; transcription initiation at RNA polymerase II promoter
Cellular component (GO): transcription factor TFIIE complex
Source: RefSeq, a predicted model, not a curated record
UAUGAUGUCAAUAUACGGCUCCAAGCAAGUAGUCCGAGAGGUGCCCGAUGAAUUGAAAGAACUGGUACAGAAAGUGUCCCGUGCAUUCUACUCUCACAAGGAAGACUCAAUUGUACUCGACUAUCUGCUGAGGAAUACGAUUAUGAAUGAGACACAGUUGCAUGAAGUGUUGAAACUUGACAGGAAGAUGUUGAGAAUUGUUCUGGCUAGACUGAAGACGGAACAUUUUCUCAAGGACCGGUUGAGAAUAGAGACAGGCCAGGAUGGGAAGUCGGUGAAGCAGCUCUACUACUACAUCAACUACAAGGCAUUCGUCAAUGUGGUCAAGUACAAACUGCACAUGAUGCAGAAGAGGAUUGAGGCGCAGGAGAGAGAUGACUCGUGCAAGGCAGUCUACAAGUGCAGUAAUGAGGCAUGCAGCAAGACGUACACCGAGUUCGACAUAGAUAAAUUGGCCGAUCUGUCCUCCAUUGACUUCGAAACAGGCGAAGCCCGACUGGUGUGCACUUUUUGUGGUCGAGAUGUGGGUGAGAUGGAAGCGAAGACUAACAAUGCGAGGGAUUUGCUCGCCAGCUUCAACACACAGAUGGAACCCAUAUACAGUAUCCUGCAGGAGAUUGAACAGUACACUCUGUCCCAGCAGAUUUUGGAGCCCAGAAUAGCAGGGGAGGAGGAUGAGGAGGGGAUGGGAAUGGGAGAGAAAGGGGGGCAGAACGGAAGUGCAGGAGGAGUGGGCAACAGGGUCAUCACAGUGGACUUGGGGGCAGAUGCGAAUGCUGAUGCUGAUAAAGGUCCGAAAGAGAUCCCGGCUUGGAUGACCAGUGCCAGCAUUGGAUCCAGCAUAUCUAAUAUUGACAAAUCCAGUGCAACAGAGUCCAAGUCGACAUCCCAGACAUCUACUGCGAAGAGUUCUCAAUCCGGAGGAGACCUAUUUAUUCAAAGACAGUCCAGAGCAGGUGCAGCAGGGAACACUGCAAUUAGUCAGUCGUCUUCAGUUCUGGAUGAAGAUCACAUUAAGAAGACACUAAUGCACCAUGAGAAUAAAACCAUGUCGCAUGUGAAUUUGUCAGCUGUGUCGACCAACAGACAGAAAGCAAACCAAAAUCAGGCUUUGAUCAACAACGUGGAUGUUGGCAAAACCGAGAGCAAGUCACGGGACAAUAGUGACUCAUCAGAAAGUGACUCAGACUCGAAUGGGGAUGGAGGAGAAGGGGGAAAGUCAAGCUCCAAAAUGGACCAGCGAGACAAAAACUGCCCAGACGACAAUGAAGAAAUGAUGAGUUCAGAUGACGAGGAUGAAAAUGACGCUGAGCCUGACUUUGUGACUGUAAAUGGAGUUCAGAUGCCCUUUGAUGAUGUGGCACAAGAUCAUAUCGCACAAAUGAGUGGAGAGGAAAGAGAAAAUUACAUGAAGAUAGGCCAGAAAAGGUUUGCGCCUUUAGUCGAUUGAAGCAGAAAGGACUGAAAGGAGCAUUUAAAACUGACUUGAUUUUGGAUGAUUUCUGUUCUUGUAUGCUAGCUUAAUUAAUAUUUUCCUUUUGUG